AUGUUUUCCAGAACAGUAUCGAAGCUCCGCAAUACAAAGAGGCUUUUUAGCACCGUUUCCCCGCAAAUCCCAGGUACAAGAACCUCAAGGCUGCCCAAUGGGUUAACCAUAGCCACAGAGUAUAUCCCCAAUACAUCUUCAGCAACUGUAGGAAUAUUUGUCGAUGCUGGCUCUAGGGCAGAAAAUGUAAAGAACAACGGUACAGCGCAUUUUCUUGAGCACUUAGCCUUUAAGGGCACUCAAAAUAGGUCACAACAAGGAAUUGAACUAGAAAUUGAAAAUAUCGGGUCUCACUUGAAUGCGUAUACCUCUAGAGAAAACACAGUUUAUUAUGCCAAAUCUUUACAGGAAGACAUUCCAAAGGCGGUUGGUAUCUUGAGCGAUAUCUUAACCAAGUCUGUUUUGGAUAAUAAUGCCAUUGAAAGAGAAAGGGACGUUAUCAUUAGAGAAAGUGAGGAGGUGGAUAAGAUGUACGAUGAAGUCGUCUUCGAUCAUCUUCACGAAAUUACUUAUAAGGAUCAGCCCUUGGGAAGGACCAUUCUAGGGCCUAUCAAAAAUAUCAAAUCCAUCACAAGAUCCGACCUAAAAAAUUAUAUAACAAGAAAUUAUAAGGGAGAUAGAAUGGUAUUGGCAGGUGCAGGUGCUGUUGAUCAUGAGGAAUUGGUCGAAUAUGCUCAGAAAUAUUUUGGGCAUGUUCCCAAAUCCGAAUCGCCUGUACCAUUGGGCUCACCAAGAGGUCCACUGCCAGUUUUUCACCAAGGUGAGAGGCUCAUUGAAGAGAAGACGUUACCCACUACACAUAUCGCUAUUGCAUUAGAAGGUGUUUCAUGGUCAGCUCCUGACUAUUUUGUGGCUUUGGCCACUCAGGCCAUUGUCGGUAAUUGGGACAGAGCCAUUGGCACGGGUACAAAUUCCCCCUCUCCGUUGGCCGCAGCAGCCAGUCAAAAUGGUCCUUUGGCUAAUUCAUAUAUGUCAUUUUCCACAUCCUACGCUGAUUCGGGUCUGUGGGGAAUGUACAUCGUAACCGACUCUAAUGAACAUAAUGUGAAGUUAAUUGUUGAUGAAAUCCUAAAAGAAUGGAAGAGGAUUAAAUCCGGUAAAAUUUCAGAUGUAGAAGUUAACCGAGCAAAGGCUCAAUUGAAGGCCGCCUUGUUGCUGUCAUUGGAUGGCUCUACAGCCAUUGUGGAAGACAUCGGUAGACAGGUUGUGACAACGGGUAAAAGAUUAUCGCCGGAGGAAGUUUUUGAACAAGUAGAUAAAAUUACUAAAGAGGAUAUCAUUAUGUGGGCGAAUUAUCGUUUACAAAACAAACCAGUUUCAAUGGUUGCUCUAGGAAACACGUCCACAGUACCUAAGGUUUCCUAUAUCGAAGAAGAACUAAACCGAUGA
Molecule: messenger RNA, 1389 nt
Organism: Saccharomyces kudriavzevii IFO 1802
Lineage: Eukaryota; Fungi; Ascomycota; Saccharomycetes; Saccharomycetales; Saccharomycetaceae
Gene: MAS1
Product: mitochondrial processing peptidase
Exons: 1
Coding region: 1-1389 (462 amino acids)
Cellular component (GO): mitochondrion
Molecular function (GO): metal ion binding; metalloendopeptidase activity
Source: RefSeq, a predicted model, not a curated record